Physcomitrium patens is the source of this 991-nucleotide messenger RNA. RefSeq lists its product as uncharacterized. The record is from RefSeq and is a predicted model, not a curated record. Lineage: Eukaryota; Viridiplantae; Streptophyta; Bryopsida; Funariales; Funariaceae.
CGGAUUCCCUGCGAAGCUGGGCGGCUACCGUAGAUUGCUACCUUCGGUUUUCUGAUGCCUUUGUGUCAGUCGCCUUCAGCCUCUGCUGCGCUGCUGCGAGAGCAAGACCGUGCUUGCGCAUCCUGGCCCCAAGAAUUUUGCAGGUGAAACCCAUGCUGUGAUUCUGGGGAUCGUAACAAAUGUGGUGAUAUUCAAUUGGGAAACCAUGUCUGGGCGGCCAUUUACCAUACUCAGAAUUCCAUUUCUAGAUGCUAGUCGAUGUCGGUGACUGUUUGGGCUGAAGCUUAACUCCGAGCAAGUCUAUACUCAGGGCCAUAUUCAGGUGAUCCUUUUUGAGAACGGGCAUUAUUCAAGAAUGGCAAUUUAUUACUGCAGAGGAUGCAACCGAUGUCUAAACCUUAGCGACGAGUUCCUGUAUCCACCGAAGACAUACUUCGAAGCCGGCAACAAAGGCACAGUGUCCUUCUCGGCAGUGGAUAAGACCGACUUCCGCCAAAAGGAGCAGAACAAAUGCUUCCCAUUCUUUGAGACUUUGGAUUACUGGGGCUUUCGAAGACGGCGCACAAAGCUGACUUGCGGAGCAUGUGGGAAGCACUUGGGUUAUAUCUACUACGACGUGCCUGCUGAGCCUGAAAUCGGUCAGGGCGGAUUUGGGCACUCUCAAAUGGUUCCUCGCCAUCCGCGUUACCGCAUGAAGCGAGAAGCCAUUCGGAUUUCUGGUUAAUGUGGCUUUGCAUGUGUUUUAAGCUCACGUUUUCACCCAGUUAGUUGUAAUUAUCAUAACCAUUCUUUCUGAAUGCGUGAUGUAUGCUGUUCUGUUAUCUUAAACUAGAUUAGUAUCAGAAAAUUUGCCCCUAGCCUGUAUGUACAAGCCAGCUGAUAGCUUUGCUUAUUCUUGUUAAGCGUGCAUAUUCGAAACCUUCUUUGAAUCUUGUAUCCUUGGAUAUUUUGUAAGUUCAAUCUUUUGGGUGCGUUGAGGUUUUUUCACUGA